Copidosoma floridanum is the source of this 2973-nucleotide messenger RNA. RefSeq names its product WD repeat-containing protein 20. Gene Ontology annotation, molecular function: protein binding. The record is from RefSeq and is a predicted model, not a curated record. Lineage: Eukaryota; Metazoa; Arthropoda; Insecta; Hymenoptera; Encyrtidae.
ACGGCCUUUGUCGUCAUCGUCGAAUAUUUUAACACAAACAACCUAAGUUAAUAACUAUACAAUAGUGUGAAAUCUAUAAUAGAUAAGCAGUAUUUGUGUAGAGAGAGGACAAGACCCGACCCAUCAUCAAUAACGUCGACGACGGCAACAUAAACUCGUCGCUGCCGCCGGAUGUGGUAUAGCAGAAUAAUAGCAGAAGUGAAGUAACACUGAAGAGGAGGAGGAGGAGGAGGAGAGUAAUUAAAUAAAGAGCAGCAAACGAGCGAAAAAGAGCAUUAAUGUUAGACAUCUCGACAGAUCCCGAGGAAAUAAGUUACGGAGCAUCACCGGCACGUCGCGAUUCGGGUGUGCUAUCCUUUUCGGAGCAGGUCUCCAAAGGGAUCGUUUCUCUGUCGCCCCACGCUUCACAGGGUUAGUAUUACAGGUGAUUCCCAAGAGAUUGGAGUGUAUCUGAUGCACUCCUCAGUUACCUUACAGUGUGUAGUAAGAUGGCUGUACAGGUGGAUGGUGGAGGGAAGGAUGAUUUGAAAACACAGUUUAUCACAAGGGAGGGCACUUACAAGCUCAUGACCCUGUCGGAGUACUCAAGGCCAAAUAGGGUAGGAUAUACCAACAGCCAGGGAAGCGCCUCCGUCAGGGUUUCUUUCGUCACGCUUCCCGAUUCUGCUGAUCCCACUGGUACCCAGGGAUUUGGCGACCGAAUGUGUUUCAAUUUUGGCAAAGAACUUUAUGUUUACGUCUAUAGGGGAGUUAAAAAGGCUGUGGAUUUAAACAAACCAGUGGAUAAAAAAUUAUACAAGGGAUGUAAUCCUACAUGUCAUAAUUUUAAUCAAACCACAGCAACUGCCGAAAGUGUACAAUUAUUAGUUGGAUUUUCAACUGGACUAAUACAGUUGAUAGAUCCCAUUAAAAAAGAAUGCGGUAAAUUGUAUAAUGAAGAGAGGCUAAUCGACAAAACGAAAGUAACUUGUAUAAAGUGGGUCCCAGGCUCGAGCAAUUUGUUUUUAGUAUCUCACAGCUCGGGACAGUUGUAUCUUUAUAAUGAAGAGCUCAUGUGUGGCACAACGCCGCCGCACUAUCAGCCGUUCAAGUCCGGGGAUAGUUACGCAAUACACACCUGCAAAACCAAAUCCACGAGGAAUCCGCUGUACCGGUGGGUGAUAGGAGCAGAAGGCUGCUGUAUAAAUGAAUUCGCUUUUAGUCCGGAUGGCUCGAACCUGGCGGUCGUCUCGCAAGACGGAUUCCUACGAGUAUUUCAUUACGACACAAUGGAACUGGCGGGUUUAGCGCGUAGCUACUUUGGUGGUUUCCUGUGCGUUUGCUGGUCACCCGACGGCAGGUACGUUGUCGUGGGCGGUGAGGAUGAUCUCGUGACAAUCUGGAGCUAUCACGAAAAACGAGUGGUUGCCCGAGGCCAAGGCCAUCACAGCUGGGUGAGCGUCGUCGCCUUCGAUCCAUACACCACAUCCUAUAGCGAGCACGAUCCCGACUUCAGCGGCUCCGACGACGAAAUGUCCUUGCCGCACAACCACAAUCACAUACACGAGAGGCCCAAGAGGUUGUCGAUGACCUCGCACUCGAAUCGCAAUUCCUGCAGCUCGGAGUUAAGGGUGUCCGGCGGCACGUGCUACAGGCUAGGCAGCGUCUCGCAGGACACCCAACUUUGUCUGUGGGACAUUACGGAAGAUGUGCUGCGGCAACCCGUGUGCCCAAAGAGCCGAGCUUCGGUGUCGGCGGCUGGUUCGGGCGUGUUUAGUUCGUCGGGGACGUUUAGUAGCGGUAACGGUGCCAUGUCCAAUCACCACAUUGGCAACAGCAAGCAUGCCAAUUCGAACAACAUCGGUUUAAAGGAAAACUCGAACAGCGGCAACGGUGGAGGUAAUAACGAAAGUGGUGCCGGCAGCAAUAGUUCGAGCGCUACUGUUUCGACGGUAAAUUCGCUGACCCAGAGGCUAGCUGGCGGUCUUGGUUUUGGCGAGCGCAAGGGCGAAAACCACAAGAGGAACUUCAGCCUGACGAUACGAAGCAGUGGAACGGUGGGUGGUGGUGGUGGUGGUAAUAGCGGUAACGGUGGUAACAACAACACGAGUAACGCCGUACAAAACAGUGUUAUGGACAAAAGUAACAUGGGAAGUAGUAGUACGAACGGGAGUAACUUGAACAGUGUCGGUGGUAGUUUAAGCUCAAGUAAAAAAGUUGGUUCUGUAUUGGACGAUCCGAUGAAGCUGAUAGGGACGGCCUGGUGUCCUAGGUUCGACGAGUGUCCGGUGUUGGAACCACUAGUGUGCAAAAAGCUUGCCCACGAAAGACUGACUGAAUUAGUGUUUAGGGAAGAUUGCUUUGUUACAGCGUGUCAGGAUGGAUACGUGUAUACUUGGGCGCGACCCGGACACAUGCCCGGGAUGAACCAAGUCGGUACUACCCUCCGCGUUGUAAGUCCGGCCGAGAGCAGUAGCACCAUAGUAUAGCGGCGAUCCUCCAGCUCCUCGACUUUGGUGCACUAGCGUGCGUCUCAUCAUCACCAAUCGUUAUUUGUACCAUUUAAAAAAAAAACACAUACAAAUGCAAAAUAUAAAAUUGAGUUUGGGGGGGAAUUCGUUUCACUAGAGACACAGAUGUUGUUAAAAAAAAAAAAAAAAUUAAAUAAUAAAAUAACGGAUGACGACAACGAUAAAGAGGUCGAUCGUCCUAUCGAGACUGAUCAAACACUGGGGUAGAACUACGAUGUUGAGAUUUAUUCUAAAUGCUUUUAUAUCGAGUCAUCGAAGGAAAUAAUAAGUGAAACAUAAAAAAAAAAAAUGGUAUUUCUCAAUUUUAUGUAAAAGUGCGAAUGGCUCAGUGACGAGAUUUACAGUAAUACAAACGAAAAAGAAAAACUAUUCCAAGGAGAUUAUUUGUUCUUCUAAUGCGAUUAUGUCAUUCCAAUAAAGUUUAUGCUGAGUAAAUUAUAAUCAUUUCAAACUAAUAAUUUCC